UAUGGAACAAGUAUUCUAUCUUUUCUAUAAUUCAGUUAGUGGAGGUAAUAGAGGACAAUAAUUUGUGCAAUAUGAUGUAAAUGAAUUGCAAUUUAGUAUUUAGCAAUAAGAUUUGACUUUUGAGACUAAACCCAAAAAUGCAAGAGUCAAAUUCUUUAAUAUCUAUGAACUUGCCUCGAGGAAUAAAGGAUUUGAUUAAAUCAAACAACAAUAACAAAAUGACACUUAUAUAGUUAUGGCAGGUGGAGAUGGUUCAAUUAUGUGGAUUGUAGGAUUAUUAUUAUAAUACUAAAUUGAUCUAAAUAGAUGCAUUAUUAUUCCAUUCCCAUUCGGAACUGGAAAUGACUUUGCUAAUAGUUUAGGUUGGGGAACCACUGUGCCAGCUGAUGUCAUUGGAAAAAACAAUAAGGUUUUGCAGAACUAUGUGGAAUAAUGGCUCAUUGGUGCUGAAUCCUUCUUUGAUGUGUGGGAUGUCGAUAUUGUACUUAAGAAAGUAUGUCUCCUACUUAUUUAAGGAUGGAUUCAUUAGUGAAAUCAAAAGGCAUUCAAAUAGUGUGGGAGAACUCAAAAUUUAACUAAAAGAUUGCAAAUUCAAUAAGCCAAUGAUCAAUUAUUUUAGUAUAGGAGUUGAUGCUAGAAUUGGUUAUGGAUUUGAUAAAAAUAGAACAGCCUACUAAUGUUGUAACAAAGUUGUCUAUUGUUGGGAAGGUUUCAAGAAAAUGUUUUUAAAAACACCCAAGAUGAAUUAAUCAAUUGAAACUUUGGAGUAUUUAGAUGAUAACGAUGAUAUGUAGAACAAAUUGUUAUUUAAAACAUAAGAAAAUGCUGGAUAAAGGGAUUCAAUAACCAUUCCUGGCAAUCCUAUCAAUUUAUUAUGUUUAAAUAUCAAUUCAUACGCAGGAGGAUUAAAAAAUAUUUGGAUGAAUGCAUAAUAUGAAGAGGGUUAUAAAAAAUAUGAUUUUCAUCCUCCUUCAUUUUCUGAUGGAGUCUUAGAAUUUUUAUCAUUUAAUUCUAUUUUAGGAAUUGGAUCUGAAAGAAUUUUACCAGGUCAAGCAACUAGAUUAAGUUAGACCAAAGGACCAAUCAAAUUAAAUUUUAAAAAGAAUGAGCCAUUAAGAACUUAUUUCUAAAUAGAUGGACAAUAUUAUUCAAUUACAAAUCCAAUUUCUGUUUCAAUAAGAUCAUGUUAACAACUAUCCCAUGGUAAAAUUAGAGUUUUAAUAAAUAAACAAGGAAUAGUACAAUGA
Molecule: messenger RNA, 1247 nt
Organism: Paramecium octaurelia
Lineage: Eukaryota; Ciliophora; Oligohymenophorea; Peniculida; Parameciidae
Source: the annotation of a GenBank genome assembly